Molecule: messenger RNA, 1866 nt
Organism: Lentinula edodes (shiitake mushroom)
Lineage: Eukaryota; Fungi; Basidiomycota; Agaricomycetes; Agaricales; Omphalotaceae
Product: HEC/Ndc80p family-domain-containing protein
Exons: 8
Coding region: 1-1866 (621 amino acids)
Biological process (GO): attachment of mitotic spindle microtubules to kinetochore
Cellular component (GO): Ndc80 complex
Source: RefSeq, a predicted model, not a curated record
AUGCGCUCUGGGAUCCCUCUUCCUUCGACGGCAAAAAAGCAAACAAACCGGAUAUCGCUUGCUGGUCCUGCAAUUCGAAACCCAUAUCCUGCUCCUCCCAGUACAAAUCCACGAAAUACAAUGCUUCGCUCUCAGAACACUAGCUCGCUGCUUAGCAGCUCAUCAAAGCAGGUCUAUGGGAAAACUCCGUCGAACAAUAAUCGACGUAUAUCAUUAUGGGCUGGUGGAUCUGGGACUACCCCUUUGCCUGGUGGGAGUCAGUCGCAGAAAGAUCCUCGUCCUAUCAGAGAGCGUCCUUUCCAGAGCAAGGAACGGUCAGAUAUCCUCAACUUCUGCCAUGAUCUGGGUUUGGACAUCAGCAUGGCUCAACUGCUUAACAUUCAGAGCAAAGACUAUCGCAUCAUUUUUGAAUUUCUCGUCGAACUACUGGAUCCAUGUUAUCCUAUCGAUACAACGGAGAAAUUUGAGGAGAUAUUCAUCCCUGCACUUAAAAGCCUUGGGUAUCCUUACGCACACUCUAUAGAUAACAAAUGGCUUGCAUCUGUAGGGAGUCCUCAUACAUGGCCUCAUCUUUUGGGUGUAUUACAUUGGUUGGUGGAAAUGUGUAAGAUGAAAGAGCACUACUCCGGAAGCGGACAUCCGACACUACAAGAUCCAGACAAUGUGCUUGAGGAAUUCCAGGAUCCCUUCGAUCGCCGUACUCUUGCCUUUGACUAUUAUAGCAAAUGUUAUGCUUUAUGGCUAGAUCACAUUGACGAAUUUGAGGAGCCAAAUGAACAAUUGGAGGAUCGAUAUGCCAAGAAGAACCAACGAGUCCAAAAGGAUGUUGAGAUUAAGAACCAGCAAUUGGAUGAGGCGAAAAUCGAGUGUGAUAUAUUGACAACUUCCGCCGCCCCCGUUAUCUUACUUAAAGAAGAAAACGAGACGCGCGUUCGCGACGCCGAGAAAAUGCAAAUAGUUCUCAAACAAUGGGAAUCUCGAAGAAAGAAACUAAGUGUCGCAAUCGCGACAGAGAAAACUGAACUAGCUAAGAAAGAGGAAUACUUGGCAGUGUUAAGGUCGGAACAAGAACAGCUCGAUAGCGUUGUCAAAGAGCAAAAUUUGUCACCAGAAGAAGCCACCAGAAUGACAACGGAGUACGAAAUGUUGUCUCGCAAUAUCGAGGACUUGAAACAGAAGAUCGCAGAUACAGAACAAACGGUCAUGUCGCUGGAAGUAAGCCUUACGAACCGUAUUUCCGGGACCGAAGAGACCCUUCAUAUCUACAACGUGGCACUCUCGACAUUAGGCUUAUUGCCGCCUCUACCCCCUCCGCACAACGAUAUCGAUCUUACACUGGAAUUGAACACUGCAUCUUCAGAUCAUAGCCAGCUUCUCUCUGGGUUGGACAUCCGAAAGGUCAUCAAACCCACUUUGAACUCCAUAGCAGAGUCCAAACGCUCGACCCGCGCCGAAGUAGAGAACGAAAGAAUCAGGGUUGACAACGAGAUUGAACAGCUAACAUUGGAGUGUGAUACUGGCGAGGACGAGAUAAGCCAGCUGGAAAAGCAAGUCGCAGCAGUGAAUGAACAGGCAAUCGAUCUUCAUAAUGCUGCACAACGCGACGCUCUCGCUUCCAGCGCGACUGCGAGGCACUUGGAACAGAUGGUCGCCAACGCUAGGACAGCCGCAAUUGCGAAUGGAAUGGGAGCCAAAUCCAGAUUGCAUCAAUUACAGUUCGAUUACCGUGAACAGGUCGAACGGGUGAACAGAUUGAAGGACGAAACUGUACGAGCCAUUAUCAAAAACAGCUCUGAUAUCGCUGAGUUUCGGGGUGAGGUUACGAAACGUUUGAGAGAGCUGCGAGAAUGCGCAGAAAUGGAAUAA